AUGCAAGCGCUAGUUUUUACCAAAGCAGAGAAAUCGCUAGAACUCAAGGAGGUGCCCAAACCGGUGAUUUCCAAACCAACUGAUGUAAUUGUGAAAAUCUCGAACUGCGGCGUUUGCGGCACGGAUUGCCACAUCUUCCACGGUGACAUCUCCAACGUUGGCGACGUCUUCGUCCCCGGCCACGAAGCUGGCGGAAUCGUCACCGAGGUCGGCAGCGGCGUCACUGCGGUCAAAGUUGGAGACAAGGUCGCCAUCGACCCGAACAAGGGCUGCCACGGUUGCAACCACUGCCGCAACGCAAACCCGCAUUUCUGCAAAAAAGGCAGCUUCAACGACGCCUUCGGAAUCUUCCGAAACGGCGGCUUUGCUGAUUUCGCUGUUGCGCCUGAAGAAAGCUUGUAUCUCGUCCCGGAUGAUUUCGACAUGAGCCACAUGAGUUUGAUCGAGCCGCUUUCUUGCGUCGUUCAUGGGUGGAGGAAGCUGACUGCUGGAAGACAUCUUCAGACGGGAGCGAGGAUUUUGGUCCAAGGAGCGGGAAUAAUUGGCUCGCUUUGGACUUGCUUGAUGCAUUUCAAGGGCUACCGUCACGUGACAGUAAGCGAGCCCUCAGCCGAGCGAAGAGGGUUCAUCGACGGCCUCCAACUCGGGUUCAAAACCACUGAGCCGAAAGGAGUGGAGUCCGAGUACGAUGUCGUCAUUGAUUGCAGCGGCGCUCCUCGAGCCAUUCAGGACGGAAUCAAUCGAGUGGCACAUGGCGGAAUCUUUCUCCAAUUCGGUGUUGCUCCUUCUACGGCUACUUGCGAAAUCCGACCGUUUCAUAUUUACGAAAGGGAAAUUACGAUUCAGGGUGUGAUGGUCAAUCCUUGGGCCUUUCCUGAAGCGAUCGAGUUGACCAACCAGCUCAGGGCGCGAUACUUGGACUUUGGCAAACUCGGAAUCGGAAAAUUCAGCCUCGGCGAGUACAAAGACUGCUUCGAGAAGCUCUCCUCCGGCAAGAUCUCCAAAGCCUCUUUUGUCUUCGAAUAA
Oikopleura dioica is the source of this 1026-nucleotide messenger RNA. Lineage: Eukaryota; Metazoa; Chordata; Appendicularia; Copelata; Oikopleuridae. The record is from the annotation of a GenBank genome assembly.